GUCGGUGCCGCUUUACGGAGAAGAUCACCGGAGAUCCCGCCAAACAUGUCAUCUUCUGGAGUACAACCCCCAAGCAGCAACCGUAAGCUGCUCCAAACACAAGCGCAAGUGAAUGAGGUGGUAGACAUAAUGCGUGUGAAUGUGGACAAGGUGCUGGAUCGUGAUCAGAAGCUGUCAGAGUUGGAUAACCGAGCAGAUGCUCUCCAGGCUGGAGCCUCGCAGUUUGAGACCAGCGCUGCCAAAUUAAAGAGAAAAUACUGGUGGAGGAACUGUAAGAUGAUGAUUAUCAUGGGUGUUGGUUGUGCAGUAAUGUUCAUUAUUCUUGUCAUUUAUUUCUGCACUUGAUUUUGUAUCCCUUUCCCCUGUGAUUUUAUACAUCCACCUCCUGUGAAUCCUCCACCCAACUGUUGUUCCUGUUUGCGUGGCCGUGAGUCUGUUUGACGUGACUGCAAUCAUCCUCGUUUAGUGUGUUCAUAUUACAGAACGUCCAAGGAUUCUACGUGAAAGGCGCAUGGAACACGUCUACAGCUG
This is a messenger RNA of Spea bombifrons (plains spadefoot toad), 531 nucleotides long. RefSeq names its product vesicle-associated membrane protein 2-like. Gene Ontology annotation, cellular component: plasma membrane; SNARE complex. The coding region runs from base 46 to 345 and encodes 99 amino acids. NCBI's taxonomy places the organism in Eukaryota, Metazoa, Chordata, Amphibia, Anura, Pelobatidae. Gene Ontology annotation, molecular function: syntaxin-1 binding; SNAP receptor activity. The transcript has 5 exons. The record is from RefSeq and is a predicted model, not a curated record. Gene Ontology annotation, biological process: SNARE complex assembly; vesicle-mediated transport; vesicle fusion.